UGCGUCGACUCCUCUUUGCCUCCUUCCUCCGGUCUGGCUACGUUCAGCACCUCUGGAGUCCGCCAGUGAGCUGGAGCGGGCUAUGCUACCCUCUUCCAGUGGAGGUGAGGUCGUUGACAAGAUCAUCCGUACCGAGGGAUGUUCCUCUCCGUGGGAGGAUUUACGAGGGAGCAGGUCUCAAAUGAAACGUCUGGGAUCUGGGGCGGCAGAUGACCUCCCCACACGAACGAUCGUCCAUUCGAUACCGGGGAUGUGGGUGCACUGUGGUGACCUUUAAACCACUUCCCUUCACUGUUCGUCCCAGCUUCCAGUGCCCCUUCGACGCCCAUUCUCCCUCCUGAUCCCAAUCCUGUUUCUUCAUCGUAUAACUUACCUUUCGACCGUUGAAUUUAACUAUGUCGACUGCGGAGGUCGAUACAGAGAAGGGCUCGACCACUGUGAUCGAGUCCUCGGACAGUCAAAAGACGAUAUCCUCCCGGAGGAUGUCCAAAGAGGACCAGGCGAUAGUGGAAGUGGAGCGCGAUGCGCCCGAGGUGCAGCAAGACGAGGUGCCGCUGUAUAACCCGCAUAUCGACGUGAGCGGCGUCGAUGAAAAGGCACUUCUCCGCAAAAUGGACUGGCAGCUUGUGCCAUGGUUGUCCUUCCUGUUUUUGCUGAGCUUCUUGGAUCGAACAAGCGUCGGUAAUGCAAAGUUGUAUGGGAUUGAACAAGCGUUGCAUAUCAACGACACGCAGUACCUCAUCGCACUUACUGUGUUUUUCAUCCCAUAUGCAUUCUUCGAGGUUCCAUCAAACAUUGUCUUGAAGAGGCUCAAACCAUCUUUCUGGCUGUCCUUCCUUAUGUUGGGAUGGGGCGUCAUAAUGACAAUACAGGGCCUUGUCCAUAAUUACGGGGGACUACUCAUAAUACGGUGGCUUCUAGGAGCCUUCGAAGCGGGGCUCUUCCCUGGAGUAACGUACUACCUGUCAUGCUGGUACAAACGUCAGGAAUUUGGCUUCCGCACUGCCGUCUUCUUCUCCGCUGCCACUAUCGCGGGAGCCUUCGGCGGUCUUCUCGCGGCUGGCCUUUCGCAGCUCGCGGGCGUCGGCGGCAAGGGCGGCUGGGCAUGGAUCUUCAUCAUCGAGGGGCUGGUCACCAUCGUCGCGGGCGUGCUCUCGUUCUUCAUCAUUCAGGACUUCCCCGACACCGCGCGCUUCCUCACUGAGGAGGAGCGCACGUUCGUCGUGCGCCGCCUCCAGGCGGACGGCCAGGUCAGCGCGACGGGCGAGAAGCUCAAGUGGCAGUAUGUCUGGCAGGCUCUGAUUGAUUGGAAGACGUGGCUCGGAAUGGCGCUGUAUAUGGGAAAUGAAGGACCUCUGUAUGCUAUUGCGCUGUUCAUGCCGAGCAUUAUCGACCAACUGGGUUACAGUGCGACGCCAGCCAAUCUGCUGACCGUGCCCGUGUAUGUUCUUGCGUGCUUCGUCACUUGCCUGGUCAGCUGGCUGGCCGACCGCUAUGGAGGACGAGGGUGGUGGAACAUUGGAUGCAUGCUCGUGGGCGGCACUGGUUUCAUCAUACUGAUCGCGUCGCGGAAUGCCGCCCUGUCAUACUUUGGAGUGUACCUUGCCGCAUGUGGGGUAUAUCCCUGCGUGCCGAACGUCAUCGCUUGGAUGUCCAACAACCUUGAAGGGUCGUAUAAGCGCGCAGUAUCGCUUGGUAUGAUCAUCAGCUGGGGCAACCUGAACGGUGCAGUCUCGUCAAACGUCUACCGCGCUCAAGACGCGCCGUGGUACACGCUCGGGCACGGGAUCUUGCUCAUCUACAUCGGCAUCUCGCUGAUCUGCAGCACGACGUUCAUCAUCCUCUUCGCGCGCGAGAACCGGAAGCGCGAGCGCGGAGAGCGCGACGAGGUGAUCAAGGGCGUGAACGAGGACCGCGACGACCUCGUGUGCAACGGCGUGUUCGCGAGCGUGGAGGAGGCGCGGAGGGAGAAGGGUGACACAUGGAGUGGGUUCCGCUACCGGUGGUGAGCGCGGAGAUGAGUUUAUGCACCUGUAUGCUGUAAGUGUGGUGGCACGCGGGCCCGGUGUAGGAGUAGUGAAGUGCAUGGCACUGCUGUUUGUACGAGUACUGAAUACGUAUAUAGGCGUCUGCGUGUAUCGCUAUCUAGAUACGCGAGCGCCCACCCCGCGA
Rhodofomes roseus is the source of this 2172-nucleotide messenger RNA. Its product is annotated as MFS general substrate transporter. The record is from RefSeq and is a predicted model, not a curated record. The coding region runs from base 396 to 2009 and encodes 537 amino acids. The transcript is spliced from 11 exons. Lineage: Eukaryota; Fungi; Basidiomycota; Agaricomycetes; Polyporales; Fomitopsidaceae. Gene Ontology annotation, molecular function: transmembrane transporter activity. Gene Ontology annotation, biological process: transmembrane transport. Gene Ontology annotation, cellular component: membrane.